Messenger RNA from Mucor mucedo, 2824 nucleotides. Its product is annotated as phosphatidylserine decarboxylase-domain-containing protein. The record is from RefSeq and is a predicted model, not a curated record. Gene Ontology annotation, biological process: phospholipid biosynthetic process. NCBI's taxonomy places the organism in Eukaryota, Fungi, Mucoromycota, Mucoromycetes, Mucorales, Mucoraceae. Gene Ontology annotation, molecular function: phosphatidylserine decarboxylase activity. The transcript is spliced from 4 exons. The coding region runs from base 124 to 2649 and encodes 841 amino acids.
GCUAAAUGGUUUCCGCUGUCCCAAACCAGUCAGCGAAGCAAAAGAUUUAAUUUAAGAAAAAAGCGGGAAGAAGUUGAUACCAGUACUGCAUCUGACACUGACCAACCUGCAAAUGCCGUCACCAUGGAGGAGGACUGGCAAUAUCUGAUGAACGACGAUGAUCUAUUGGCUGAUUCUAAUUCACUAUCUACUUCUCCCCAGCUAGUGCAACCCGCUAUGCAAGAAAGUACUAGCUCGUCUACGUUUGGGCGCUUUAAAAGAAACCCCAGUCAGCAGAAAUUGAAAAAAGAUAAUUCAAUGUCUUCUCUUCACAGUUUAACACCUUCCACAUCCAAUACUACCCGUCGAAAGAAAUUGAAAAACAAAUUUACUCGUCGUCGACGCAAUCGUAAAUCUGAAGGCUAUGCCAAAUUCUAUUCUGACAUUAUGGGUAUUACCUUUUUAGAAAUCGAAAGUGCCAAAGAUUUACCACCCGAGAGAAACAUGACUCGAACCGGAUUUGAUAUGGAUCCUUUUGUGAUUGUGACUUACGGUACCUCCACUUUCCGUACAAGAGCUAUUCGCCAUAACUUGAACCCUACCUGGAAUGAAAAGCUCUUUUUCCAUGUUCGAAACAGCCAAGAAAAUUACAAGAUUAAAUUUGCCGUUUAUGACAAGGAUAAAUUUUCCAAUAAUGAUUUUGUAGCCUCACAAGAAAUCACCAUCUCUGAUAUAAUUCAAAAAAUGCCAUCACCCUCCUCGUCCCCUCUCCUUUCGGGUGAAACUCCUUCGGAAGAAAUCGACCGUUGCAUGGGCAGACAUACCAUUCCAUUAAAGCUAGCAAACGCAGAUAAAUGGCAAGGCAGUAAUCCCACCUUGACAAUUCGUGCCAAAUUCGUUCCCUAUGUUGAGAUUCGAAAAAUGUUUUGGAUUGCCCUAGCAAAAACCUGCGAUGGUGAUAGUUCAAAUACGAUGAGUCGACUGGAAAUCCAAACUAUGCUGGAGACUCUCGGAUCAAAUAUAUCCGCCGGCACUUUAGAUCAUUUUUGGGUGGAACAUAAUAAAGAUCCUUCAGAAGACUUGACUAUGGAUGAACUCGUGCAGAGCUUAGAAGCUUGCCUACAAAUGGCGGAUGAGAAUCAGAUGCUCCGAAAAGGCGCUGACUAUACUAUUAUUGAAGAAGGGAAAGAUUUGCCUGUUGAUAUCAAAAAUAAUGCCACUGUCGACCCAUUUUUCAUGGCUUCUGAUGACGAAGAUGAGUAUGAUGAAGAAGAGGAGGAUGAAGAAGAGUCUGACGAUGAAGAUGAUGAAGACGAAGAGGAUGAUUGCUUCACCAGCCUGGGUGAAUAUGACGAUGAAGAUGAUGAUCUGAUGCAUUCCAAUUCUACAACAACCACUCCACAUUCACCAGAUGAAGCCGAUUACGAGGUCCUGGCCGAAGCUGACGGUGUUCAAUACAUUAAUAGCCCCUUAAAAAAUCUGGAACUUAAGGAUGACGAAGAUGCGAAACACCACUCAACAAAUCAUUCACACGAAAAAGUCAUUCGACUGACUGAAUGUCCUAUUUGUCAUAAGCCAAAUCUUGCCAAACGAGGUCAAAUGGAUAUUGUCACACAUGUUGCUACAUGUGCCGCAAAUGAUUGGACUACUGUCGACAGAUUUUUAAUGGGUAAUUUCGGUACCGAAGCGCAAGCACAAAGAAAAUGGUUUGUCAAAUUGGUAAACAAGGUUGGAUAUGGUAGAUACUCGGCUGGAAAGAAUAAUGCCAAUAUUAUUGUCCAAGAUCGUCAAACAGGACAGUUGAUAGAUGAACGUAUGAGUGUGUAUAUUCGAUUAGGUAUGCGCCUCGUCUAUAAGGGUAUGCGCUCUGGUAUUCAAUACAAGACAGCCCAAAAGAUUCUUGCCAAUAUGUCACGUAAGCAGGGUCGUCGCUUUGAUAACCCUUUAUCUGUCAAAGAAAUCCCUGCCUUUAUCAAAUUCCAUCAAUUGGACAUGACUGAAGUGUUAGAACCCACCGAGAAUUUUAAUACAUUUAACGAAUUCUUCUACAGAAAGUUAAAACCUGGAGCUCGUCCUUGUGAUUCACCCGAUAAUAAAAAUGUUGUGGUUAGUCCAGCGGAUUGUCGUAUGAUGGCGUUCCCUACCAUCGACAUCGCCACCAAGAUCUGGAUUAAAGGUACAGAAUUUAGUAUACCCAAGUUGUUGGAUGAUCCCGAGGAAGCUGCUGCAUAUGAUGGUGGUGCAUUGGCUAUUUUCAGAUUAGCCCCUCAAGAUUACCAUCGUUACCAUUCUCCUGUUGAUGGCAUCAUCCGAAAAAUCCACAGUGUAGAAGGCCAAUAUUAUACCGUCAACCCCAUGGCCAUUCGAACUACGCUGGAUGUCUACGGUGAUAAUAAGCGUGAUAUUGUCCAUAUGGAUACCGAAGUAUUUGGUAAAGUGGCUAUUGUCUGUAUUGGUGCCAUGAUGGUGGGAUCGAUUAUAUUGACAGCAAAUGUCAAUGAUCGAUUGGCUAGAACCGAUGAAUUAGGCUACUUUGCUUUCGGUGGUAGUACACUAGUGGUGCUAUUUGAAAAGAAUGCUGUCCGCUUCGACGAUGAUUUGAUCCAAAAUGGAACAGAUUCGCUUGAAACUUUGGUUCGUGUUGGUAACCAUAUCGGUAUUCAUCCAUAAACGCUCACACGCAUAUGCAUACACAUAUGCCCCUUAAACUAUCUUGACACUGUACUAGUAAAUUAAUCAAUAAGACUUAAUCUUUAUUUCUCACUUUCUCCCAUUAUACAUUGUAAAAAAAACAAACAAAAAAAGCAAACUAAUAAAAUAUAUUAAAAAUGUCUUUAUAAAAAAU